Antrostomus carolinensis (chuck-will's-widow) is the source of this 2880-nucleotide messenger RNA. RefSeq names its product selectin P (gene SELP). Gene Ontology annotation, cellular component: membrane. The record is from RefSeq and is a predicted model, not a curated record. Gene Ontology annotation, molecular function: calcium ion binding. The transcript is spliced from 19 exons. Gene Ontology annotation, biological process: cell adhesion. NCBI's taxonomy places the organism in Eukaryota, Metazoa, Chordata, Aves, Caprimulgiformes, Caprimulgidae. The annotation marks the transcript as partial.
GGCACUGCUGCGGGACUGUGGUCUGCUGGGAGGACGUGGGAUCUGGGCUCUCCUGGCAUCUACUACCUGGGCAUCGCUGCCAUCGCAUGGGGUGUGGUGACACAAGUGGAAGUGGGUGCCUGGACAUACCACUACAGCGACCAAGGGGACUACACAUGGGAGCAGGCUAGGAACUACUGCCAGACCUUCUUCACUGACCUGGUGGCAAUCCAGAACAAGCAGGAGAUUGAGUACCUCAAUGAGAGCCUGCCCUUUCACGCGCGCUACUAUUGGAUCGGCAUCCGCAAGCUGGGUGGCACCUGGACCUGGGUGGGCACCAGGAAGGAGCUGACGAAGGAGGCAGAGAACUGGGCAGCUGGGGAGCCCAACAACCGCCGCUCCAACCAGGACUGUGUGGAGAUCUACAUCAAGCGGCAGCGGGAGUCGGGCAAGUGGAACGAUGAGCCCUGCAACCGGAGAAAAAAGGCGCUGUGCUACCAGGCCUCCUGUCAGCCCUUCCCAUGCAGCCAGCGCGGUGAGUGCGUGGAGACCAUCGGGAGCUACCGCUGCGAGUGCUACCCUGGCUUCUACGGCCCUGAGUGCGAGGAGGUUGUGCAGUGUGCUGAGCUGGAGCCCGAGGGAGCGCGCAUGAACUGCAGCCAUCCCUUCGGAGACUUCAGCUACAACUCCACGUGCGCGUUCCAGUGCCAGGAGGGGUUUGAGCGGCGAGGGGCAGGGACGCUGCGGUGCCUGCCUUCCCAGCAGUGGUCAGCAGAGACACCCACCUGCACAGCCAUCACCUGCCCAGUGCUGAGUGCUCCAGACCAAGGAGAAAUGAACUGCUCCCACCUCCACGGGGAUUUCACCUUCGGCUCCACAUGUUCCUUCUCCUGCCAGACGGGAUUCACACUGAUGGGGCCAGAGAGCCGUGAGUGCACGGCCACAGGGACCUGGACUGGGGACAGCCCCCGCUGUGAAGCCAUCACCUGCCCAGUGCUGAGUGCUCCAGACCGAGGAGAAAUGAACUGCUCCCACCUCCAUGGGGACUUCGCCUUUGGCUCCGCAUGUUCAUUCUCCUGUCAGACGGGGUUUGCACUGAUGGGGCCAGACAGCCGCGAGUGUACAGCCACAGGGACCUGGACUGGGGGUGCCCCACAAUGCAAAGCCAUCGCCUGCCCAGUGCUCAGUGCUCCAGACCAAGGAGAGCUGAACUGCUCCCACCUCCAUGGGGACUUUGCCUUUGGCUCCACGUGUGCCUUCUCCUGCCAGACGGGGUUCACGCUGAUGGGGCCAGAGAGCCGUGAGUGCACAGUCACAGGGACCUGGACUGGGGACUCCCCACGCUGUGAAGCUGUCGCCUGCCCAGUGCUCAGUGCUCCAGACCGAGGAGAGCUGAACUGCUCCCACCGCUAUGCAGACUUUGCCUUUGGCUCCACGUGUGCCUCCUCCUGCCAGACAGGGUUUGCACUGAUGGGGCCAGAGAGCCGCAAGUGCAUGGCCACAGGGACCUGGACUGGGGACAGCCCACACUGUGAAGCCAUCACCUGCCCGGUGCCCAGUGCUCCGGACCGAGGAGAGAUGAACUGUUCCCACCUCCACAAGGACUUUGCCUUUGGCUCCAGGUGUUCCUUCUCCUGCCAGACAGGAUUCACACUGACGGGGCCAGAGAGCCUCGACCGUGGCUGCCCGGCCACAGGGACCUGGACUGGGGACAGCCCCCGCUGUGAAGCCAUCGCCUGCCCAGUGCUCAGUGCUCCAGACCAAGGAGAGAUGAACUGCUCCCACCUCCAUGGGGACUUUGCUUUUGGCUCCACGUGUGCCUUCUCCUGCCAGACGGGAUUCACACUGAUGGGGCCAGAGAGCCGUGAGUGCACAGUCACAGGGACCUGGACUGGUGAUGCCCCACAAUGCAAAGCCAUCGCCUGCCCAGUGCUCAGUGCUCCAGACCAAGGAGAGAUGAACUGCUCCCACCUCCAUGGGGACUUUGCCUUUGGCUCCACGUGUGCCUUCUCCUGCCAGACAGGGUUUGUGCUGAUGGGGUCAGAGAGUCGCGAGUGCACAGUCAUAGGGACCUGGACUGGGGAUGCCCCACACUGUGAAGGCAUCACCUGCCCAGUGCUCAGCACUCCAGAUCAAGGAGAAAUGAACUGCUCCCACCUCCACAAGGACUUCGCCUUCGGCUCCACAUGUUAUUUCUCCUGCCACACAGGAUUCACAACAUGUUCCUUCUCCUGCCACACAGGAUUCACACUGAUGGGGCCAGAGAACCGUGAGUGCACGGCCACAGGGACCUGGACUGGGGACAGCCCACGCUGUGAAGCCAUCAAAUGCUCAGCAAUGGCCACCCCGAAGAUGGGCCAGGCUUCCUGUUCCCAUCUCCACGGGGACUUUGCUUUUGGCUCCACGUGUGCCUUCUCCUGCCAGAUGGGGUUUGUGCUGAUGGGGCCAGAGAACCGUGAGUGCACGGCCACAGGGACCUGGACUGGGGAUGCCCCACAAUGCAAAGCCAUCAGCUGCCCGGUGCUGGAACCCCCCAGCAGAGGCCGGCUGAGCUGCUCUCAUGUGCAUGGGAACUUCACGUUCAACUCCAUGUGCACCUUUUCCUGUGAGGAGGGGUUUGUUCGGGUGGGAGCACAGGAGCUCCAGUGUGCAGCCACAGGGAACUGGACCGGGCAUCCCCCUCUCUGUGCAGAGGAUGGUGCCCCCUUCUUAAAGCAAGUCCUGGCUUACAGCAGUGGCACGGCUCUGACGGUAGCUGGCAUGGUGCUCGUGGGGACACUCAUUGCCCUCCUGGCCAAGCGGCUCAGUGACAGAGAGGAGAAGAAGAAGCUCCUGAACCCCACCAGUGACCUCGGAGCGCCGGGCACCUUCACCAACGCAGCGUACGAUGCCAACCUGUAA